This is a messenger RNA of Dermacentor andersoni, 1502 nucleotides long. RefSeq lists its product as uncharacterized. The record is from RefSeq and is a predicted model, not a curated record. Lineage: Eukaryota; Metazoa; Arthropoda; Arachnida; Ixodida; Ixodidae.
CGCAGCUGUCAUGGAGACUGCGGCCCGUGGUCGCAGACGACAGCCGGCCAUGCCAGGAGCAGACGACUCCAUCUAGAAAACGACUUCGUUGGUUUCGUCUGCACCAGCCAGCCCGAAGCAGAGGAUACAGCAGGGCGGUGAAGAGGCCACUGCAGACGAACCUUCAAAAGACCCGGGAAGUCUACCGGUCCGCCAGAGCCCAUGGCCUCCUCCGAUCCACCGUCCGCGGAAGCGUCCGCCUCCUCAGCGGCCGCGCCGACGCCAGGGAAAGCAGUUUCCGGGGGGGCCCAGCUACCGCACGCCGCGACGGCACCCUCGGAGACCGGAGUCGGCAGCUCUUCGGCGCGGAACUCGACCCCGGGACCAUCGAGCACGCCGGCAAGCACGUCGCCGUCUCGUGCGGACGCCGCGGCCCAGGGCGUUGCGACGACGUACGAGAGGGCGAUGUUCGAGGCCUCGCUAAGGAGACUCGUAGCGCAGCAACAGCGCCAUCUGCCGCCGCCGCUCCCACCGUCUUCGUCGCGACAGAGGUCCUCCAGCAUGCCCGAUGUGGCGAGUACGGGUUUGAAGGCCAGCAUUCCUCGCGCCUGCUACUCGGCCAGCGCCAGCGGAGCCUGCUCGCCCAUCGAGUACGAGUCCCCCCCGCCAGGAGUGCGGACACCCGGCCGAGAACCGCACGCCAUCAAGAGCACACUCAGCUACCUGGACCUGGCGGGGCCCAGGAGAGACGGCCGUUCCGAGCUGCCAGAGAGCACGAGCAGCACCGUGACCAAGUUGGCCAGGACGUGGGCGCACGACCUCUCGGCCGACGCCAGGAGGAACAGGACGUUGGCGGGGGUGAGCGCCGCAAGUUCCGGCAGCGCCACUUCCGGUUCGUCCGCGGCGUGCUGCACGCCGGCCAAGGUGGCCAUUGUGGUCCAACUCGAGCUGCUGACAGAUCGGCCGCUCAGGCUGCACCCAUUGACAGGCGCCGGGAGCCAGGGUCCCGACGCCCUUCUGGAGGCCGCGGCGUUCGAGCGUGCCGCCGCCCACAAGCGGAACCGGGCGGUGCCACAGCGGCAGAGCCAGCUCCGGUUCGCCGGUACCACGCGGACCGCUACAGGCGAGGCAGUCGAGUACCGGCCCAGAUCACCUGCCUCUAGUAGCACCACAACGACAGCUGGCAGCAGCGGUUCCACUGAACCAGAGGAGCCUCCCAACUGAGGACAGUACUCGUGGCACUGCCAAACCAUCAGUCGCAGGCAAUUGAUCAUGGUGUUCCCUUUUCCAAGCGAGCCCGUAUGUCAAGCGGUUGCACGUCUCCACCACCCAAGCGCCCUGUGCCGCGUAGCGGCCUAUCCGACACCCGUGAACUGCUGCGAUUCGCACCAAUCUGGACUGCAAAGAGCUACCUGGCACGUGCCAUUUCAGUGCAGCAGCCCAAUUAAGCUGCCUGCACCAAGCACGUGCUACUGUCUUGCCUUGUCAAAAGGAGAAGAGACUACGAAUAGAUUCGUCCACAA